Molecule: messenger RNA, 1841 nt
Organism: Hyla sarda
Lineage: Eukaryota; Metazoa; Chordata; Amphibia; Anura; Hylidae
Gene: SC5D
Product: sterol-C5-desaturase
Exons: 5
Coding region: 139-993 (284 amino acids)
Molecular function (GO): iron ion binding; oxidoreductase activity
Source: RefSeq, a predicted model, not a curated record
CGUGACGUCACAUCAGUCCAUCUCUCCGCGCCCCCUCAGCGCUGUCACUACAGAAAGCGGCCCCGCCCCCUUUUUACUGACACCUGCGAUAGCGCCGCGACUGUGCGACACCUGAGGGGAACGGGAACAGGUGGCGCCAUGGAUCUCGUCCUCAAUGUAGCGGAUGAUUAUGUCUUCUCCCCGUACGUGUACCCGGCGGCCUGGAGCGAGGACGACCCCCUGCGCCAAUUCCUCAGCCUCCUGGUGGUCACCAAUCUGGGGGCGGUGGUCAUAUACCUGCUCUUUGGGGCGCUCAGCUACUACUUCAUAUUCGACCACAACCUGAUGAAACAUCCGCAGUUCCUGGAGAACCAAGUGCGGAGAGAGAUCAUCUUCUCCCUGAAGUCCAUGCCCUGGAUGAGCGUCCCCACUGUCGGCCUGUUCUUGGCUGAAGUCCGAGGAUAUAGUCGGCUUUAUGACAACAUUGACAGCUCCCCCUAUGGCUGGUUUGGCGUCAUCCUCAGUAUGAUCUCGUUCCUCUUCUUCACGGAUAUGGCAAUAUACUGGAUCCAUCGUUUCCUGCACCACAAGCUGAUGUACAAGAACGUGCACAAGCCUCAUCACUUGUGGAAGGUGACCACCCCCUUCGCCAGCCAUGCCUUCCACCCACUGGACGGCUUCCUGCAGAGCCUCCCGUACCACAUCUACCCCUUCAUCUUCCCCUUACACAAGGUCACCUACCUGGGCCUCUACAUAUUUGUCAACAUCUGGACCGUGUCCAUCCAUGACGGGGAUUAUCGGGUCCCCAAGGUCUUCGAGAGCAUCAUCAAUGGCGCCGCUCACCAUACCGACCAUCACCUCUACUUCGACUAUAACUUCGGACAGUAUUUCACACUCUGGGAUAAAAUCGGCGGAUCCUACAAGAACCCGUCAGCCCUGGAAGGGAACGGCCCACAUGACCUGUGCAGGAAACUGGGAAAAGUGAAUAACAGCGAAUCUAAGAAGAGCAACUAAAGUCCUGGUGCGGUAAAGAUGGCUUCCGGCAUUCUGUGCACCUUAUCUACUUAUUAACCUCUUCCUGCACCAAGUCCACUCUGCUGCAUGAGGGGGGGGGGGGAAGCAAAAUGCCACAGAUGGGAUCCAUGUAAUUGCAGCAUAAGGGUUAAUGAAUGACAACUAAAUCAGGGGCCCAGAAUAAUCCAGGAAUCUGGGGACACAAUAUUCAUGGAUACAGACUGAACCGAUCAGAUAUCAAUCUGGAUUACUGACCUUGACCGAUACCUUAUCACCCAGACUGUGACUCUGUAACUGGGGGGCAAAGUCCGAGGUCAGCUGCUGAUGUCAAUUCUCCGAAUCCACUGCAGGGCCGGGCCUGACCAUGAGGAGUCAAACUCAUAGGGCCUGUCCAGUCUACUGUACAUAAAAUCUAGUAUUUGUAUAAGGGUAUGGUCACUCUGGACGCAUCCGCUUCGUAUUUCUUGCUGUGGAUGCGCUGACGGCAGCCACAAGAGGGACUACAGAGCGAGCUCCCAGCUGUGGCCUUGUGUGUCCGCUUGUAGUGGCGGAUUUCCCGAUGUAAAAAUCCGCACACUGCGAGCAAACACACAGAGGGACAUUUAUCAAUGUUGGCUGUAGUAUGCCGUUUUUCCUGACAGAAUUUUAUUUAUUUUUUUGGCUAAUUUGCGCCAAAUUUACUAUGAAGGUGCACAGCCUUAAUAAAUAUGUCCUCUUUUGAAUUUUACCUCAGCCACGCUGAAAAGGCCGCCUCGACAUGAAUUGAAUCUGCGGCUUGUUUAAAGGGGUAGUCCAGUGCUGAAAGGGGAUAAGUUUCAGAUCGCGGGGGGUCCGACCGCUGGGGCCCC